UGACUUAAUUUCUCACGUACGAAACCCCUGCACAUUGUUUCUCCAGGCCCAUAGGUCAGCACAUGUGCAUACGUAGCUGGGCAGGCACUGUGCGCAUUGGAACGAGAGCAAUGAGCAGCCAUAUGAAACACGUUGUGGAAAGAAAACCCAUUCUAACACCAGAGGAGAAACGAGAAUUUGAGGGCUAUGAAUUCCCCUUCGAGAACCUGGCUUUCCAGGGAGGUGGCAGUAAAGGACUGGCGUAUGUUGGGACAUUCAGGGUUCUUGAAGAGGUCGGAAUCGCCAAAAACCUGAGGAGGUUUUCGGGCACCAGUAUCGGAGCCAUGAUGGCAAUGUUCGCUGCUCUUGGUUUAGACUCGUUUGAAAUGGAAGAACAAACAUCUUUUGACUUUAAGACUCUGGUAAAUGAUGGCCGAUUCGGUUAUGUUGGUGCGGGUAUUAAUCUCUACCGAAAGAUGGGCGCCUGCCCCGCCCACAAGCUGGUCAAGUUUUUUCGUGAACGGAUUGAGAGCAAAUUUGGGAACCCAGAUUUGACAUUCAAGCAGCUGUACCGAGAGAGUGGGCGGGAACUGUGUCUUACUGCCGUGUCAUUAAAUCGAUUACAAGCUGAAUAUCUGCACGUGAAGACGACACCGGACUUACCGAUAUGGCUAGGUCUACGGGGAGCGGUGACUGUGCCGGCUCUAAUGAUGCCCAUCAAGUACAAAGUCAUGUCAAAGGAGGAUGACAUUUUCGUGGAUGGGGGUGUGAUUCACAAUUACCCAGUAGCCUGCUUCGAUGGUUGGUACUUGUCUAUGGACAAGGCAGACAGUUUUCUUCGUCGCUUUCGUGAUGUGUUGAGCCUUCGCGACCAGUUUGCUGGUUUCAAUGAAAAAUCUAUCGGAGCAGUUGUGUAUUCCGAAGACGAGUCCGAGUCAUUUAAGGUUGCAUUGGAAGAACGAGCCUGUAAAAACAAGAAGACAGGGGAUGCUGUCCCCAUACCGGACACCAAACGAAGCAGGAAAAAGGCACAGUCUAAUGACGAGAAAAUGAAACUGCACGUGAGUUCCAAGCAAGCACUGACCAAGCUUGUUGAACUUCUUGGGAGUUACGACAAGGACGAGAGUGGAACGAUCUCAAAACAAGAAUUCAAAGACUCUCUAGAAGACGCUACUGACAUGGCUUUUUCAGACGACGACGCCAAGCUCCUGUUUGGCAGCGACUCUAAAAACCCGGACGCCAUUUUUGAUCUUCUGGAUAUCAAUGGGAAUGGAGAGAUUGAGUUCGAUGAGUUGCUGGCGUUUGCCGAGAAGAGAGGCGUAGAUUUGAUGGAAGAACUCCGAGGGUUUGAGCGAUUGGCGGAUUUCGAUCACGUGAUGGGCCUGCUGUCAGCUCUCUUGAGUACAUUAGUUAUCAAUGCCAAUCGCAUGUCGAUCAAGGCUGACGAUAUUGAUCGCACGAUUGGAAUCAACACCGGAUACAUCGGAAGCACCGAUUUUCCUAUGGAAUCCGAAGACAGGGAUUACAUCAUUCAGAACGGCAAAGUAGGAACCGUAUAUUUCCUCCGUGAGUACAUCAAGAAGCACAACUUACAGAAGAAGGCUGAAACGAACAGUGGUGAUGCUGCAGAAAGCAAUGACGUCACUGAUGUCGCAACUCCUUCAGAAUAAGACGUCAAUACCGUCAUAUUUUUAUGCUGAAUAGGCUGAGCUGUCUCGAUUCUACACUGUAGAAAGCCCCAAGUCAGAAUCGACCCAGAAUCCGGGUCCUAUGGGGCCUGACAUUUUUCCGGUUCAAAAUGACACUUUUCCGGUUCAAAAUGACACUUUCUCGGGUCAAAGUGACACUUUUCCGGGUCAAAAUGACACUUUCAGGGUCCUAAUUACACUUUACGGGUCCAAAUUAUACUUUACAGGUCCAAAUUACACUUUACGGGUCAAUAUUACAUUUUCCGGGUCAAAUUACAC
This is a messenger RNA of Patiria miniata (bat star), 1946 nucleotides long. RefSeq lists its product as uncharacterized. The transcript has 12 exons. Gene Ontology annotation, biological process: lipid metabolic process. Gene Ontology annotation, molecular function: calcium ion binding. NCBI's taxonomy places the organism in Eukaryota, Metazoa, Echinodermata, Asteroidea, Valvatida, Asterinidae. The coding region runs from base 63 to 1649 and encodes 528 amino acids. The record is from RefSeq and is a predicted model, not a curated record.